Molecule: messenger RNA, 1634 nt
Organism: Prosopis cineraria
Lineage: Eukaryota; Viridiplantae; Streptophyta; Magnoliopsida; Fabales; Fabaceae
Product: 1-aminocyclopropane-1-carboxylate oxidase homolog 1-like
Exons: 2
Coding region: 87-1202 (371 amino acids)
Source: RefSeq, a predicted model, not a curated record
AAUGUAAUAAUCACACUCCAGCUCUCUCUGUCAUCUCAAUAUUAACCACUGGAUCAUCUCUAUCUUUCUUUCCUCUUCAAUCCAUUAUGGCUCCACCUCCUGAAACCCAUGAUUCAAACCAAAACUAUGACAGAUCCAAAGAGGUGAAGCAAUUUGAUGAGUCCAAGGCCGGAGUUAAAGGCCUUGUUGACUCCGGCAUCACCACCCUCCCUCCCAUGUUCGUUAACCCACCGGAAGUCUUAGCCACCCUCAAACCCUCUCCCUUCACCGGAGCCGAAAUACCCACCAUCGACCUUGCCGGCAUUCACUCCCCAGACCACCGUAUCGCUGUGGUCGAGCAAGUGAAGCGUGCAGCCUCCACCGUGGGCUUCUUCCAGGUGAUCAACCACAGUAUCCCGGUUGAAGUCCUCGACGAGGCCAUCACGGCCAUGAAAGCCGUCCACCAGCUGCCGGCAGAGGUCAAGGCGCCGUUGUUUAAGAGAGAUAUAAAGGGGGUGUCACUCGUGUCCAACAUGGACUUGUACCAUUCUAAAGCUGCGUACUGGAGGGACACACUUCUGAUACAGUUCGCGCCGGUUCCGAUCAACCCGGAGGAGAUCCCAGAGGUUUGUCGGAAGCGGCUGAUUGAUUAUAACCAGAGAACUCUUCCGGUGAAGGACCUGUUGCUGGAAUUGUUGAGUGAAGGGUUAGGGUUAAGCAGAGGGAAGUUUAAGGAGCUGACAUUUGGAGAAGCGGUGACCCUGUCAGGUCACUACUACCCGUAUUGCCCUCAGCCGGACCUCACGAUCGGGUUCCGGUCGCAUACCGACCCGGGAGUGUUGACUUUGCUGCUGCAAGACCACAUGGGGGGGCUUCAGGUGAAGUACAAGGAAGGUUGGGUUGAUGUCAAACCAGUCCGUGAAGCCCUAGUUGUCAACGUUGGAGAUUUGCUUCAGAUAAUAUCGAAUGAGAAAUACAAGAGUGUGGAUCAUAGAGUUUUGGCGAGCAAUGCUCGAGAGGCAAGAGUUUCAAUAGCGACGUUCUUCAACCCAGGGGCUGCAGAGAGUGUGUACGGACCUCUGGAGGAGCUGACGUCAGCAGAGGACCCACCUCGUUUUCGACGUGUCACCUACAAGGAUUACAUGCACAAGUUCUUCAACAAGGAAGUGGAUAACACGUCUCAGACUGACUACUUCAGGAUAAUCAAGACCCAUGCAUCGUAAAUAACAGUAAACAAUAAGAUUUCGACUGCUUGACUUUGAUCUGUCGCAUGCUGUCAGGUUACAUGCAAACAAAUCAAAAUUGGCUGUUGAAAUGAAAUUAAAUUGAAAAUCAAAGACUAUACUGAAUAGGAAGCUAUAGUCGAGGUGGACUAGUCCUCCUAUCCUUUUAAUUUGUUUCUCUUUUCUUCACUUGAAUAGUAAUGCUUAGGGAGAUCAUCUACUAAUUAAGUUAAAUCAUCAGUUAGUUAUAAUUUACAAAUAAAAUAAGUGUGGCUGCUUCUGUAUUUUCGUGUGUAUUGUAAUUGAUACGUGUUUGCCCUAAAGAAGGUAAACCUGCGUCGUGUAAACUUAUAUGCAUACAAACUUUUGUACUGAAGUCUGCAUAAGUUUGUAUUGAUGAAGAAUUAAUUAAAUAAAUAAACUUUUAGCUUA